AUGGCAAAUGACCCAGGUCGCCAGCUCCUCGAAGACCAGAUACAGACCAGUGGUUUCUUGUUUCUUGAAGACUAUCUAGAGAAUAUCUUGGCUAGACCCAGACACGAUGCUAUAUUUGAAUUUGUCAAAACGCCUGCACGCAGGAAAGACGUGUCCAAGAGAGCGAAGACUGCCACCACUGCUCCAUCUAAGGCAAAGUCUAUUAUCACCAUGGACUUGGAUGAUGAGGAUUCCGAUAAGGAAAAUGCUCCUGCCGUCAAACCAGCGACUAGCAAUGCGUUCCAUAAGGCUCUCUUGCAAGCCAAAGGCGCGAACUCGACUAAAUUGCAAGAGCAAUCGUCAAGAAAUGCAUCAGCAAAAGCUGACUGUGUAUAUCCAGUGAAGCCGACUUCGUCGAAGAAGGAAUCUGGCAAGAAGACCACAGUCGUGCCUGUCCUCAGCGCUCCUCUAGCGGAUGUACUAACUGACGAGGAAGAGGAAAAGGAAGGAGAGAUUACAGAGGAAGGAGUGACUUCUCAUUCUGCGAUACCUUCCUCGCAGGCCCAUGAAUCGAGUUCAGCGGCAUCCAUUAUGCCUGUAGAUUCAGCCGAUCAACAGGAACCACCAGACGAGCGGAUAACGCAGCUUUCUGUUAUUGCGGAAGACGAUGAGCCGCCAGUGCAUACGACUAGUUCUACCGAUAAACCUUCUGCCGAUGCUUCAGCGGCUGCCAACCAUUCUUCAAGCAAGAACGAAAGAAGCUCAAAGCCACGACUAAAGCGGUCACCACCCAAGAUCGACAUGACCGCCGUCAUGGAUAUCGACGAUAUCACGCAAACAACUAACUUCACUAUGACAUCGGCGUCCACACAGUCGUUACAAACAGCUCCGCUUGACCCUUUGGCGCCAGCGCCGCCGUCGAUUUCAGAACCGUUUUCUCAAAUGCAGGUAUCUGACGCGGCCAGUGUGCAACCCGACUCUCUCAAUGCACAAUCCUCUACUUCACAAGAUCGUGAACACACAUCAGCUCCGUUACCAAUAAAUGAGACGGGAUCCGAGGCUCUCCAACAGAGUCAGCCAACGGAAGCGAGCGCAGUCCAAAUGGCGAACGUUUCGGAAUUUCCAACUAUUGGACCCCCCUCUCCACUGCGCAAAUCGAUGCGAGCGCCCAGAGAGCCAUUGACGGCCAAGGCGCAUGUUCCACCUACCACGAAAUCAGCAGGUACCCGUUCAUCCUGGCUGGUGAAGGCCAGGGAGGCCAAAGCGCAAGAGGACAACGCGAAAAAGUUGAACCCACUACCAAUCUUUUCUCAUCAACCUGCAACGGGUAGCAAGCGAAAAAGUGGGGAGAUGCUUGACAAUGAGCCAGGCGGUAUUUUGGAGCAUGGUGACGCAGGCCAUACGCAGAAGCUAACAAAGAUCAUUGAGACGUCCCCUGUCUUAUCCAUGCUCAAGAACAAAGGAAAGCACCCAUUUGGCUCACUGCAGGAUGAAGCAGAUGCCGUUGCCAAUAACGAAGCACAUGAGGUUGAGGGUUCUGACGGCAUGAUCAACAAGCUUAAAAAGACUGUGGCUGGCUUCAGCGCGAGAGCUGGUAAAAGCAUGGGCAAGUCACUCGGCGGUGCGGCAGCCACGGCACUUGCAGAAGCAAGAGCAGCUGCUGAGGCUAAGAUUGCUGAGCGACACGCUGCUGAAGGCCGAACUUUCCCAAUACCUCCUACGGCAGCUUCCCAUGAGCCAGAUGGAUCGACAUCAACAGCCCCAGCUCUUGCACCCGCUGCUGACGAGCAGGCGUCUUUGAAUCAGAUGGAGACGGCGCAGACGCACCCGUCAAAUGAGAAAGAUCGUCGACUGAGUGUCUCCGACCUUGUCACCAAACAAGAUUCGAAGAGAGUCGAACAUGCGCGUGUCUUUAAACCGCCUGCGAAACAGCCCCUUGAAGCAGCGGCCACUUCGGGUAAGAAUAAGGUUGAGGCUGACACCAGUACGUCAACCACUCCUCCAAACUCACCGCCUAAAGUACGGGUACCAGCAUUUACGGUGCCAGACAAACCGAAGUUGCCACCGCUACCAGCGUUUUUCCCUCCUCCCCCAAAUCAAGUAUUUACUCGACUUGAACCAGAACCUUUUGCUCCUCGCAUUGCGCAGCCUCUGUCUAGUCAAUCGACACUGUUUUCUACACAGUCUGUAUUUGCCGACCCCAUAUUUGAUCACGAAAUACCUCCAUGGGUACCGUCAACGCAGGAUACAGACUUCUGUGAUCAUCUGCCAUCCCAGAAUGCGGCAACCAAGGACGAUCACUGUGAGGUGACAGAACCAGAGACGGACAUUGAAGCAGACGAAAGCUGGCAUCUAGAUGAAAAAUUCGGGGAGACUUGGACACCCGUCGCGAUUCGCAUGAACGACAGUGUAACCUGGAGUACCGCACCGAGUCGAAGCACUCGCAGCGCCGAUACUGGGCCUUUGGAUGCCUCAACUGCUCCUUCACGUCUCCAGUCUAGCUCUACACAGGAUUUUCAGGAAGGGAACAACCGGGUGUUUGAUGCCAUACCAUCGGACAACCCGCCCGCAACUACCACGGAUGAAAUUGAAGAAGACGACAUGGACGUCGAGCCUGAUGAAGACAUCGCGAGCAUUCGGCUCGUAACUCCGAUUACGCAACCCAGCACUGGCUCAUCCUCUGCCCUUCCAGGCACUGCGUUAUCCCAAAAUAAUCAGGCGGGGACGAACAGUACCGGUGGAUUUUUCAGUUCGGCUUCAAGGUUGGUGUCAAGUGUGUUGGGUGGAAGUAAGAAAGGGAAGGAGCCUGUAAAAAGCCUUCAACUUGCUGCGGCUGCUGCUAAGAAGCAAGAGGAAGCAGAGAGGAAGGCUAAUAGGCUCAAGGAGAUGGAAGCACGUCGUCAGCAGGUGCUACAGAAGAAGGCUGAAGAGGACAGGGCUCGCGAGGUGAAGAAAGCAAGGGACGAGACAGAAAGGUGGAAGCGUGAGCGCGAGAAGGAAGAAACGACAGAAAAGAAAAUAUUCAAACAACUGGGUAAAAAGUUUGAAGAUGAAGCGGCGAAGAAACGGAAGGUCGCGGAGACCGACAAGAAAACUGAACCGAAGCCUCCCAAGGACAAGAAGGAUGGUCCUAUGUCUAAACUCAGCAAAUUCGUUCCUGCCAGUUCGCAGUCUGGUCCCAAUGUGUCGGGCGUAACGCCAGGUGCAGCACCAAAGCCAGUGAAGCAGGGUACAUCGGUUGCCAUGCAGGGAUCCACAGUUAAAGCACCGGGUGCUCCGAACGACACAAAGCUUCCAUUAGCAAGCAAGGCCAAAGAGAAGAGCAAAGAACUGGACGUGAGACAGCCCUCACAGACCGCGCAGUCUCAUCAGAUGAAGACUCAAACGCGUCUCCAAGCCUAUCCUGAGGACUCGCGAAGAACGGAGUCUCCACCGCCCCAGGUCCCUACAGAGUCGAUUGAACUCCCUGACAUCAACAGUGAAUACUCUAAUUCUGACGAUGAGAACCGAGUACGGACGUUUGACCCGCCAGAAUGGGCUCAGUCCCCUGAAUUACGCGAAGCAUUACAGUCCCAGAGUACUGUUAAUCCGGAUGAUAUAUUUGGCGCAAUCAGGCCACUGAAGAUGGAGGAACUUUUCAAGAAUAGGACAAGCCGUUUCCGAGCGAGGACCAGUUCAGCUAACUGGGCUGGGCCGGAUGGGUUAACUAUCCAGGAAGAAAGGGAAUACGCAAGGCGGAUGGGUUACAAAAAGUAG
Messenger RNA from Fomitiporia mediterranea MF3/22, 3735 nucleotides. RefSeq lists its product as uncharacterized. The record is from RefSeq and is a predicted model, not a curated record. NCBI's taxonomy places the organism in Eukaryota, Fungi, Basidiomycota, Agaricomycetes, Hymenochaetales, Hymenochaetaceae. The coding region runs from base 1 to 3735 and encodes 1244 amino acids. The transcript has 6 exons.